AUGUCUGCCACGGUCAAGAUCCUGGGCAAGCCCGUCGGCCCCAUAGGCUACGGUCUGAUGGGCUUAACGUGGCGACCGGCUCCACAACCAGUCAGCGACAGCUUCAAAGCCAUGGAGACGGCACUCUCGCAAGGUGCAACCCUCUGGAAUGGUGGCGAGCUUUACGGCACCCCGGAGCGGCACUCUUGCCAUUUGCUUAAUGAGUACUUCAAACUGCACCCUGGGGAUGCGGACAAGAUCGUCCUCAGCAUCAAGGGCGGCCUGGUCCCAGGCCAGCUGAAGCCUGACGGCUCUGCCAAAAACGUGCGCCGCAGCGUCGAAGAUUGCCUGAAGAUUCUCGAUGGCACCAAGGGCAUCGACAUCUUCGAGUGUGCACGGCUCGAUCCAGAUGUACCGCUUGAAGAGACUAUUGGCGCCCUAGCUCAGCUUGUCAAAGAGGGUAAAAUUGGCGGCAUCGGUCUGUCCGAAGUCAAAGCCAGUACAAUCGUCAGGGCAAAUGCCAUCCAUCCGAUUGCAGCCGUCGAAGUUGAAGUGUCGCUCUGGACGACGGAUAUUCUUCGCAACGGCGUCGCGGCGACGUGCGCCAAACUCGACAUCCCUAUUAUCGCUUACAGCCCCCUCAGUCGCGGAGCCCUGGCAGGCGAGACCAUUCGCAAGCACGCUGAUAUACCGGAAGGCGAUAUUCGCAAGCACAUGCCCCGAUUCCAGGACGACGUCCUUGAGUACAACAACCGGAUCGUGGACGAAGUUGAGAAACUCGCGGCGAAGAAGGGCGUCACCAAAGCGCAGAUCGCCAUCGCCUGGGUCCGAAGCCUGAGCGGACGGACCAUCACCACGGAAAACGGAGAGCAGAUCACACUGGGCACCAUUAUCCCCAUCCCCGGCGCCACCAGGCUGGAGCGGGUCAUCGAGAACACGACAAUUGUCGAGCUGUCGGACGAAGAGAUGAAGGAGAUUGCUGACAUCUUGAAAAGAAACCCUGUCAAGGGUGAUCGUUAUCCUGCCCGGGGCAUGGCUCACACGAACAUGUAG
Molecule: messenger RNA, 1032 nt
Organism: Cladophialophora psammophila CBS 110553
Lineage: Eukaryota; Fungi; Ascomycota; Eurotiomycetes; Chaetothyriales; Herpotrichiellaceae
Product: pyridoxine 4-dehydrogenase
Exons: 1
Coding region: 1-1032 (343 amino acids)
Cellular component (GO): cytoplasm
Source: RefSeq, a predicted model, not a curated record